Aureobasidium pullulans EXF-150 is the source of this 907-nucleotide messenger RNA. RefSeq lists its product as uncharacterized. The record is from RefSeq and is a predicted model, not a curated record. Gene Ontology annotation, biological process: oxidative demethylation. The transcript is spliced from 2 exons. Gene Ontology annotation, molecular function: demethylase activity; oxidoreductase activity. Bases 113 to 895 code for a protein of 260 amino acids. Lineage: Eukaryota; Fungi; Ascomycota; Dothideomycetes; Dothideales; Saccotheciaceae.
UUAGCAAAAUUCCCGCAAGCCGUACGCCCUGACCGAGUAUGAAUCGCCAGAAGAUGCGACGAAGGCAUUCGAGACGGAGUCGAAAGCGAUCUUCGCAUACGCUGCGCCGGCAAUGGUAGAGCGAAUUUUGUUCAACAUACAACCGAACUAUCCACCACCCACUCUCAUCUCAAACAAUCCACCGACAUAUGAGUUUACCAACGGACUGAUCCUGAUCCACGACUUCAUCAGCAAAGAGGAAGAGGAGGAAAUGAUACGGGAAUACCAUGUCGUGACAUCGUCUAGGGAAGGGCGCGCUCUCAAACGAGGGGCUGUACACUACGGCCCUCAUUUCGAUUACACCACUUUCGCCGUCUCAAAGUCAGCAAGCACACCCCCGCCUGAAUACCUCACGCGACUGCUGGAUCGCCUACCUGCCAGAGAUGACAGGGACAUACCUGACCAGUAUACUCUGCAGCACUAUCCGCCAGGCACUGGCAUACCCCCUCAUGUGGACACGCAUUCGGCGUUUGAAGAGACGAUAUACAGCCUCAGCUUCGGCGCUUCUACGCGGAUGGAUUUCAAACUCUGCGGCGAAAAGGAGUCAAGGAGAUUGCGUCUGCCAAAGAGGUCGUUGGGAGGAGGAGUCGAGACACCGCCGCCUGAGCUCGCACCUUCUGUUGAUAGUGUUGAGGAAAAGACCGAGGAGUGGGAGUUGGAGUUGCCGGCGAGAUCGCUGUUGGUCAUGAGAGGGCCUUCGAGGUAUGGCUAUACCCAUGGAAUUAAAGGAAGAAAGCAUGAUCAAGAUGGUGCGAGGCUUGUCGCCAGGCAAGAUCGAUAUUCCUUGACUAUGAGGAGAAUCAAGCCGGCUGAGAGAAUUGGUUGUGAUUGCGAGUACUCGCAUGUAUGUAGUUGAAAGUAUAUCAAG